Messenger RNA from Erigeron canadensis, 7631 nucleotides. RefSeq lists its product as uncharacterized. The record is from RefSeq and is a predicted model, not a curated record. Lineage: Eukaryota; Viridiplantae; Streptophyta; Magnoliopsida; Asterales; Asteraceae. Bases 308 to 7303 code for a protein of 2331 amino acids. The transcript has 8 exons.
UUUGCAUCAACGUGAUUCUAUUGUAAUUGUAUUAGUCUUCUCUCCACCUCCAUUUUUCCCCCAAAAUCAAUACAAUAAAAGUCCAACUCUCGGCCCUUACCGGUUGGUUUUAGGGCUUCUUUCUCUGACGUCUUUCUGUAUCUAUCUUCACCGCCCUAUUUAGAUAUAUAGACUCAGAGAGAUCUGCUGAACAGAAGCUAUUGUGUGUAUGUGUGUUUUGAUAGGAUAAUAGAGUAAUAUAUAGUGUUAGGGUUUUGAUGCGUUGUUGCGAAUCGAAUAUAAGUUUUUCGGGUUGGAUUGUUCGAGUAUGGCCAAUAACCAUGGUGGUUCUGGAUCCAAGUUUGUGUCUGUAAAUUUGAAUAAAUUAUAUGGGCAGCAGUCAAAUUCUAAUCAUCAUCAUAAUAGUAAUAAUUAUGGGCCAGGCCGGGUUAGAGUGGGAGGGAAUGCUGCUGGUGGUGGUGGAAGUGGAGGUGGGAUGGUUGUGUUGUCGAGAAAUCGACCUUUGCAGAAGGCUAUGCCGAAAUUAUCUGUUCCGCCCCCCUUGAACUUGCCUUCGUUGAGAAAGGAAUAUGAGAAAAUUGAUUCGUCUAGUGGAGGGGGAGGUGUGGCUGGUGGUGCUGGUACUGGGAGUGGGUCGAGGCCUAGUUCUUCGGGUGUGGGAUGGACUAAACCGGGAAAUGUUGCCUUGCAGGAGAAGGAAGUUGGUAGUGAUACUUUGGUUUUGGACAGUGGGAGCUAUAGUGAAGGUACAGUUAGGAAGGGAAGUGGUGCUUAUAUGCCUCCCUCGGCUAGGUUUACUGGGGGAGUUGGAAAUGGAGAUAUGGGUUCGGCUCUUUAUUCAAAUGUGUCUACUUUUGAGAAGGCUAUGGUGUUGAGGGGGGAAGAUUUUCCGUCUUUACGGGCUGCUUUGCCUGUUCCAACUGGGCCUGCACAAAAGCAAAAGGAAGGAUCUUUUCAAAAGCCGAAGCAGUUAGUUAGUGAGGAGUCAUCCAAUGAUCUAAGAAACAGUUCUCAUUUCGAUACACCUGCUCGAAUCCAACCAUCCCAUCGUGUUACCAAUGCUGUGAAUGAAAGUAGUGUGCAGACUCCAAGAUCAAGCAGUGCACGUGUGGAUCAUGCUCAGAAGCAGGAAGACCCUCUGCCACUUGUAUGGUUGAAUCCGAGGUCUGAUUGGGCUGAUGAUGAGCGCGAUACAGGUCAUGGUUUUGCAGGCAGGAAUGACAGAGAUCAGGAGUUGCCCAAAAGUGAAACAUAUUGGGAUAGAGAUUAUGAUGUACCUAGAACAAGCAUUUUGCCAAACAAGCCACCUAAUAAUCUUUUCGAAAGGCGUGGUCAGCAAGUUAGUAGCAUUGGGAAGGGGCCUACCUCUGAUGUUCUUAAAGCCGAGCCUUUCCGGAGAGAGACAAUUUUGCAUGGUAAGGAAGACAGAGACAGCAACUCUUGGAGGAGUUCUUCUAUCUACAAAGAUAGAUCUACUGCAUCGCAUGUUAUGAACAAUGGAAACAAUGUCACCGUACCAGACAGUUUUAACAAUAGCAAGUACAUGCCAUAUUCAGGAGACAAUGCUCAUCAUGGCCUGGUUACAGGCAACAGGGACCCUUCAUAUAUGAGAAGGGAUACAGGGCAAGGGAAACAAGGGGGGCAGCGACACUGGAAUCACUCGGUAGAAUCUCCUAGAUACAGGAAUGAAGGCUACCCGAAUUCUGCAGUGUCAAAAUCUGUUUUUAACUUGAGUGGAAAGGGUCUUUCUAUUAAUGAUCCAGUGUUAAAUUUCGGAAGGGAGAAAUCUGCAAAAAGUGAACGAAUUUACUUGGAUGAUUCUUAUCAGAAAGACUUCGGUUCCAGUGGUUACGAUGAAAGAGAUCCAUUUACAGGAAAUCUAGUCGGAGUGGUCAAAAGGAAGAAGGAUGUAAUAAAUCAAACAGAUUUUCAUGAUCCUGUUAGAGAGUCCUUUGAAGCUGAACUUGAGCGAGUCCAGAAGAUGCAAGAGAUGGAACGACAGAGGAUUGUUGAGGAACAAGAGAAAGCUCUGGAGCAAGCACGAAGAGAGGGUGAAGAGAGACAGAGGAAAAUUAUGGAGGAAGAAGAAAGACGAAGAAGGAUGGAAGAAGAAACUCGAGAAGCUUCCUGGAGAGCAGAGCAAGAAAGAUUGGAGGCCAUUCAGAAAGCUGAAGAGUUAAAGAUUGCCCGGGAAGAAGAGAAAAAGAGGAUGUUUCUCGAGGAAGAGAGGAGGAAACAAGCUGCUAAACAAAAGCUUCUUGAGUUGGAAGCUAAAAUGGCAAAGCGGGAGGCUGAAGUUGUAAAGACUGGUAAUAGUGCUCAUAAUGGUGCAGACGAUGAAGUCCUGGUUGGUGGAAAAGAUAGUGAUGCAUCUGUGGAUUCGGAUCUUGAUAACUGGGAAGUUAGUCAGAGAAUGGUGGAAAGAAUAACAACUUCAGCAAGUUCUGAUUCAUCUGCAAUGGACAGGCCCUUCGACCGGCCUCAUUUUUCCAGAGAAGCUUCAUCUAGCUUUGUGGACAGAGCAAAACCUGUCAAUCCAUGGAAAAGGGAUGCAUUUGAAGUGGGAAGCAACUCAUCUUUCUUAGUCCAUGACCAAGACAAUGGUCAUCAUAGUCCCCGGCGAGAAGCAUCAACUAGCGGGAGGUCUUUUCAAAGAAAAGAUUUUUAUGGAGAUGGGUAUGCGUCUUCAAGGUCUCCUUAUAAGGGAGGGAUACAAGAUCCCGAUACUGACGUAUUUCCUCAUCUAGGAGAGCAUGAUCAUAGGUGGAACUCUUUUGGGGAUGGAGAAGCUUACGGCAGAAACAGGGAUAUUGAGUCUGAAUUUUAUGACAAUGCUGGCGAGAAAUAUGGUGAAGUUGGUUGGGGACAUGGGCAUUCUCGUGGCAAUACUCGUUCUCCUUACUCGGAUCAGCUGUAUAUGAAUUCCUAUGGAAGGUCGCGAUAUUCCAUGAAGCAGCCACGUGUUCUCCCCCCUCCAUCACUAAGUUCCAUUCCCAAAUCUUCAGUGAGAGGGGAGAAUGAACUCUCUGCUCCUUCAAGCUCUCUAGAAUCGACUGCAAGAACCGGGAAUUAUGGGGGUCCCCAGGACAAGCUUGAACAAUCUGAUCUUGCUGAUAUUCAACAAGAAAUUAUGGCACAGAGGCUGGAUAAGAAUGAGACACUUAGGUGUGACUCACAGUCAUCUCUCUCGGUCUCGAGUCCACCUAGUUCACCAACACAUCUCUCUCAUGAUGAGCUUGAUGAUUCUGCUGGCUGUUCGGUAAUACCAGGUGCAGCUGAUGGGGAAACACUUGAACAUGACAUCGGGAAUGAUGAACCUGUGAUGGUAGCAUCGAAGUCUGUCUCAGCUGAUGAGGAUGAAGAAUGGAGUCUUGAGAACCAUGAUGAGAUGCAGGAGCAAGAAGAGUAUGAUGAAGAUGAUGGUUAUGGUGAAGAAGAUGAAGUGCAUGAAGGACCUGAUGGUAACAUCAAUCUGACCCAGGACUUCGAGCGUAUGCAUCUUAAGGAGAAAAACACAACUACUGUGAUGGAAAAUGUUGUCUUGGGAUUUAAUGAAGGUGUUGAAGUUAGAAUUCCAGGUGAUGAGUUUGACAGAGAUAUGAAAACAGAUGAUAAUGCAGUUGAUAAGCUAGAAGUCCCUACUGUCGUUGUGGAGAAGCCGGCGGCAGUUGAUGCAGUGAUCCUUGAACAGCCCCAGAUUACUCAUGUACCAACAUCGUCUAGUCUCUUGGGCGAUCCUUCUGUUCAACAGACGGUCCCAUCUACCAUUGAGAUGACAUCAAAUUCUUCUUUGGGUCAGUCUACCGCACCUGCUUCAUCUUCUCUUCCAAACCACACUGAUUUGCCUGUUCAACUUCAGUUUGGGUUGUUCUCUGGCCCGUCGCUGAUACCAUCUCCAGUUCCAGCCAUACAAAUUGGUUCUAUCCAGAUGCCACUCCAUCUUCACCCACCUGUUGGCACGUCCAUGGGCCAUAUGCACCCAUCACAACCACCUCCUCUUUUCCAGUUUGGUCAGCUGAGGUAUACAUCUCCUGUUUCUCAGGGGAUUCUUCCAUUGAAUACACAACCCGUGGCUCUUGUUCAGCCAAACAUUCAGCAUGCCCAUUUUAAUUUGCACCAGAAUUCAGCAAAUUUUCUUCCUAAUCAGUUUGUUCAAGAGAUUCCUGCUACCAACAUGAAGAAGGACAGUGGUUCGGGUGAUUCGUUAAAUAAUCAUUCUGGCAAUGUUUCAACAAGGCCAAACCUGAGUCCUGAUAAUUGGACUGCAAGAGGAAACACAGAAUACAAUGGUAUGGUAAGUAAUAGUCGAAGUGAUUAUUCCCGUGCUGUGGAUAACAGUAUUGCAUCAAAGACAGUUUCACAAAUUGAAGAAAAGGGCCAUGACACAUUGCCAUCAUCUCAGGGUCUGUCUGGGGAAAAAAACAUAUCCAUGUCAAGGGCCCCAGGCCCAUCGUCUGCUAAUAGGGGAAAGAGAUAUGCCUACCAAGCUCGGAAUUCUGGUCCAAGAUCAUUUCAAGCUUAUGAGCCAUCGGGAUCUAACGAAUUUCAGAGGAAACAUCGACGUCCAAUUCAACGAACUGAGUUUAGAGUCCGGGAGAAUGCUGAUAGGAGAUUGGGCAUGCAUUUUAAUAUUGCAGGGGAUGACAAAUUAAACAAUAAAGGUAUUGGAAGCUCUACAAGAAAUGGGUAUAGACGUCAUAUGGGUCCCACUACUUCGUUGAAGCGUGUUGUACCUGAGUCCUCGGGCUCCCAGGAGAUGGUUCAUGAAAACAGGCCAGGAAAAGAAACUGGAAGACCAACAGCAACAAAAACUCAGGCUACCUCAUCAUCCUCUGUUGAAGGUAACCUAAAGAGAAACAUUCCAGAAGAAGAUGUUGAUGCACCCUUGCAAAGUGGUGUUGUACGUGUUUUCAAGCAACCAGGCAUUGAAUGUCCAAGUGAUGAAGAUGACUUCAUAGAAGUGAGGUCAAAACGACAGAUGUUGAAUGAUCGUCGUGAACAAAGAGAAAAAGAAAACAAGGCGAAAUCACGUGUUACAAAGCAACCACGAAAGGCUCGCUCUUUUGUUCGAGGCAAUGCAGUCUUUGGAGGCUCAAAUCAAAUCUCUACAUCGGUUGUUUCCGAAGUAUCAAACAACAUCCGAUCUGAUUUUGUUGGUUCUGAUGGCCGUGGUGUGGUAAACAAGGAACCUUUGGCUCCAAUUGGCACGCCAACUGUGGACGCUGGUGUUCAGACUGAGUUAAAAUCACACACUAACAAGACCCUCCAAAGAGAAUCCGCAUCUGCAACUUCUGGUACUGUGGAAGAUCAUAGUUCAAAUCUCAUGUUUGAGACUGAGAAUAAGGUUGUUGAUAAUGUUCAGACAUCUUUGGGAGAUUGGGGAAAUGCACGGAUGGAUCAACAGGUCAUUCCUUUAACUCAGACGCAACUUGAUGAGGCUAUGAAGCCUGAAAGGUUCAAUACGACACUGAUAACGUCUAUUGGUGAUCCUACCAACUUGGUCAGUGAACCCAUUUUGCCGUCUUCAUUAGUCAUGACAAAGCCAAAAUCGAUUCCGUCUUCUACAAGCCCAAUUAACUCUCUGCUUGCCGGUGAAAAAAUUCAGUUUGGGGCCGUUACCUCGACGACGGUACUUCCUCCCAGUAGCCGUGUUGUUUCACAUGUGAUUGCUCCAGGGUCCUUCCGUUCCGAUGUCACUCAAAAUAACUCAAAAACUGAAAAGGAAUGUAACUUGUUCUUUAAAAAGGACGAGCACCCCACAGAAGAUUGUGAGGCUGAAGUAGAAGCUGCUGCAUCAGCCGUUGCGGUGGCUGCUAUUGAUACAAAUAAAAUCGUUGGCAAUGGGACGGGACCGGCUAAAGUUUCAGGCACACCAACGCUUGGAGGUGCAGUUGAGGGUAUCCAAGGAGGAUUGGCUGGGGAGCAACAAUCUGGAAGUCAAUCUAAGACCGAAGAAUCUCUUAGUGUAUCACUUCCUGCCGAUCUAUCUGUUGAAACUCCACCGAUAUCUUUGUGGCCACCACUAACAAGUCCGCAAGGCUCGUCAACCCAGAUGCAUUCUCAUUUCCAUGGUGCGGCACCUUCUCACUUUCCCUUUUAUGAGAUGAAUCCUCCCAUGAUGAGCAGUCCAGUCUUUGCUUUUGGUCCACAUGAUGAAGCUGGUGGUACCCAGUCUCAACCCCAAAAAACCACUGGGUUGGGUUCAAGGCAUUCUGGUCCCUGGCAAAACCACUCUGGCAUGGACUCGUUUUAUGGUCCUGCUGCUGGAUUCACAGGUCCAUUCAUUGGUUCUCCUGGAGGUAUUCCGGGUGUGCAAGCCCCACCACAUAUGGUGGUUUAUAACCAUUAUGCUCCGGUAGGCCAGUUUGGGCAGGUUGGCUUGAGCUUUAUGGGUACCACUUAUAUCCCGUCUGGAAAACAACCCGACUGGAAGCACGAUCCGACGUCAACUAGUAGAGGUGAAGAAGACAUGAAUCCGAUUAAUAUGGUUUCUGGACCUCGCAAUCCUCCCAACAUGCAGCCUCCAAUCCAGCAUCUUGCCCCAGGCUCUCCCCUUUUGCCCAUGGGAUCCCCGUUAACCAUGUUUGACGUACCUCCAUUCCAGACUGCACCAGACGUAUCAGUCCAAACACGGUGGUCUCAUGUGCCCACGUCACCUCUACAUGUGAUUCCUAUGUCAUUGCCAUUACAGCAACAAGCAGAAUCGAUGAAUGGACCUUCUCAGUUCAGCAACCAUGGCGGACAUACUGUUGACCAGUCAACAUAUCCUCCCAAUAGGUUUCCUGAACCACAAGCUUCAACUCCGUCCAACAGCAAUGGGCUGGUGUUCCCUGUUGUAAGAGAUUCAACUAUCACCCAUUUUCCUGACGAACUUGGGUUGGUAGACUCAUCUGGAUCAUCCAUUUCUACAACAUCUGCUUCGAUUACAGUUAACCAUAUCACUUCAGGAACCACAAAGACUGUAGAUGGUGUUCAAAGAGGUGGUGGUGGCAGCAUCGGCAUCAACAAUAACGGUGGUAGUGGCAGUGCUGAGUUCAAAAAUCAGCACCACCAUCAGGGUAAGAAUAUGUCUUCUCAACAAUACAAUAAUCAUCCCGGUGGUUAUGGUUACAAUCAAAGAGGUGGAGGGGUGUCUCCAAAGAACAAAUCUAUGGGCCAAUGGUCUCAUCGUAGGACAGGGUUCCAUGGAAGAUACCAAUCUAUGGGAGCAGAGAAAAGCUUCCCACCGUCAUCAAAAGUAAAGCAGAUUUAUGUAGCAAAACAGCCUGCUCCAGGUGGAUCAUCUUCAACCGUCAGUGAGUAAUAUCUGGUGCUGAAACAUGAUAUUAAUCCGGGUAUGAAUGAUGUGGGAUGUUGAUUGGAGGUUUUUUGUUUGAGGUUUGAUUGAUAGAGUUUAUGUUAGAAGUUGGUAGUGCAAGUCUGAAGUUGCAAACUAGAAAGGAAAGGGGUUUAGGGUUAUAUUAUAAUGUAAAAUCACCAGGACCAUGAUUAUUGUUUGUGGGUGUUUGAUGUAUUCAAUUUAUGUUCAAGACCCUGAGAAUAAUACUCCUCUUCAUACCCUUGUCAUGUUUCAAUGUGUAUGUAAUUUUGACAUCGUAAAAAGUAAUAUAAAUGUUGCAGUUUUGCAAGUA